Messenger RNA from Nerophis ophidion (straightnose pipefish), 4832 nucleotides. RefSeq names its product P2Y purinoceptor 1. Gene Ontology annotation, cellular component: membrane. The transcript has 2 exons. Gene Ontology annotation, biological process: G protein-coupled receptor signaling pathway. The record is from RefSeq and is a predicted model, not a curated record. Gene Ontology annotation, molecular function: G protein-coupled receptor activity; oxysterol binding. Lineage: Eukaryota; Metazoa; Chordata; Actinopteri; Syngnathiformes; Syngnathidae. Bases 271 to 1236 code for a protein of 321 amino acids.
UGCCGUGUGGGUGUCGCGCACGUGGAAGGAUGAGGUCGGUGACAAACAAGCCAGAUACGUUUCCUGCCACGCCUACAGAGCGAGCAGACAGGAAGUGAAGAGCGAGACGUUGGUAGGCGCGACACAACGUUUUCGGCGAGGCGAGAGAGGGAGAGCGACGCGUCGUCGGGAGACACAGGUGACUUUUCAUCCCAAUCGUUUGUGAGGGCGCCUGGUGGUAUUCACGACAUAAACUUCCUGCCGCAUGCCCAGGUGACACAGGAGUGGACCAUGGCUAACCAGACAGCAGGCAAGUGCCAGCUCCCUCCGGCGGAGUACCAGCUCUACUUGUUCCCGGUUGUCUACACCGUGGCGCUCCUCUUCGGUCUCCCGGGCAACCUGGCGGCGCUCUACGUGUUCGCCAUCCGGAUGAGCCCGCGCACGGCCUUCAGCGUCUACAUCAGCAGCCUGGCGCUGGCCGACGUGGUCAUCCUGUGCACGCUGCCCUUCCGCAUCCACUACCACCUGCGCGGCAACGACUGGGUGUUCGGGGACGUGGCGUGCCGCGUGACGGGGGUGCUCUUCUACGCCAACAUCUACCUGAGCAUCUGCUUCAUGACCUGCAUCUGCGUGGACCGCUACAUGGCCACGGUGCACCCGCACGUGCGGCUGAGGAGCGCCCGGUGCUCGCUGCUGGCCAGCGCCGCCCUGUGGGGGGUGGCGGCGGUGGCCGUGCUGGUCUUCAUCCUCAUGGGACCCCUGCAGACCGAGGCCAACGAAUCGGGCGGCCACAGCUGCUUCGAGAACUUCGCGGCGCAGGAGUGGAGCUCCCGUCUGGCGGCCUUCAGCCUCCUGGGCCUGAUCUUCUGCUCGCUGCUGCCGUCCGCCAUCAUCCUGGUGUGCUACCCGCUGGCCGCCAGGCGCAUCUCCAGGAUCCGCACCAGGACGGCCCGCCGGGCCCUGAGGGUCAUCUACACCAUCCUGGCCAUCACGCUCCUCUGCUUCCUGCCCAGCCACGUGGUCUACCUGCUGCACCUGCUGCGCCGCAUGGAGGUCAUCCAGAGGUGCGCCUCAGCCAACGCCAUCUACGCCGCCAGGAGGGUCACCACCGCCCUCGUCAUCCUCAACACCUGCCUGGACCCCCUGCUCUACUAUGUCACCACCAGCCACUGCACUUGGAGGCGCCUCAGGAGGACUUGGGUGCUGAAGCGACUAAGGCGGCGGCAGCGUGGCGUUUACGCCAUAACGGUGCCAUGACUCAGCUGUAAUCCAUCGACCUAUGACCUCACAUAUGGACGAAAAUCCCCCACCAACAACUUUUUUUAGUCCUCGAUUUUCUACAAACUGUGGUAUGCAUGCUCCCCCUAGUGGUACGCCAAAAAAAUCUCUUGAUUCAAGUACAGUGUUUUAUUUUCCCAUACUCAUACACAGUGUUACUGUUCAAACUGCGUGCCUAAAAAACGGAAAUAGACUUGUUAAAUAAAAAACUUUUGUAAGUAAAAGAAAAACAUUAAAGUUGUAGUAUGGAAAAAAAAAUUCUUAUUACACAAUUAAAGGUGUAAAACGAGUAAGACAAUUUAAUUUAAUGAAGAUUAAAGUCGUGACCUACCGGUAAAUAAAAAGUUAAAUAUUUACAAGAAUAAAAUAGCAAUUUUACAAAAUACUGUAAAUUGUACAAGACUGAAGUCAUAAAAUUAUCAGUUAAAUUUUUUUGAGGAUAAUGAGUUGCAACAUAAAAGAGUUAAGUCAAACUGUCUUGUUGAUGUAGUUUAGAGAGACAAAUUGUUGGUUAAUUUUCAUUAAAAAAGUGUUUAUUAUUGUUAUUAGUACACACUUUGUACAACAAAUCCCUAUUGAGUGCGGACGUGACCAGCAAUUAUCCCACUUUUCAACUUUAGUCAGGUGAUCGCAGUACGUUCUGCAGUGUGAAGGUGUACAAAUAAACUAAUACUGUGUUUCUGCCGACUCUCCCUGUCCUUGCGCGUCAUUCAGAUUCUGCCUAGCAACACGUGGCUAUUGGGAGCCUACCCAAUUUGUCCCGUUUUCCGUCGUUUUGCGAAUUCAGAGUCCGGACGGAAGGCCUUUUUUCAGCAGAGUGGACAGGAAGCUGCCGAGGUCUUCAUCCUUUGAAAGUUAAGAAGAGAGAAGGCCCACUUAUGGAGUUACGUAUUUUACUUGCAUGUGCGGCCGAGCCAUGUACCGACAGACAUGAAGAACGGGGGUCCUACCUGGUAGCUCCAGGACAGCAGGAUGAUCUUGGUGUUGACGUCGUCGGCGGACGACGACACUUUGAUGACGAUGGAGUCCACCAUGACGGUGCCAUCGGGGAGGUGCUGGACGGCGUAGCCCUUUAAGACGCUGUGCAAAGACCGUUUAUCAACCGUGGCUAAUACUAAACUGCCUUGGCCCACUCCUCCGUCUUGCAGGUAAGGGGGCAAGGUCGAGGUAAUUGGAGCCAAUUUGGCUCAUUUGUAUGAUUUACAAUAAACCUCAUUUUAAUUGGCCCAGCCCUCAUUAUCUAGGCUUCUGAAAAUUGGGGGCUUGUCCGGGAUGAGGGGAGAAAAUUAGCUAUGGGCCCAUUUAAAAUGGCUCAUUUGUAUAAUUUACAAUAAACCUAAUUUUUAUUGGCCCACUCCUCAUUGUCUCGGCCUCUGAAAAGUGGGGGCUUGUCCGGGAUGAGGGGAGAAAAUAAGCAAUGGGCCCAUUUAAAAUGGCUCAUUUGUAUAAUUUACAAUAAACCUAAUUUUAAUUGGCCUAUUCCUUGUUGUCUCGGCCUCUGAAAAGUGGACGCUUGUCCGGGAUGAGGGGAUCAUAUUUAUCUAUACGCAACUUUAAAAGUCUUUCGGUGUCAAAAACCAGAGAUAAAUGAUAAUAACUUGAAUACAGAGGCAACUUGUUUUUCCAAUCUACUGAUACUUUUUGAGAAAACUGUGUCAAAGUGGGCCCCGCAUGCCUCAAUUUUACUGUAUUUUUUAAUUAUUAACAGUGUAAAUGGCGUAAUGUACAUUAAAACGGACAGUCUGAUUUUUUUAAUCACAUUUUAACUGCAAACUAGUGUAAAAAAAAAGAUAACCACUGUUGACAUCAACGUAAAUCUGACAUUUUUAAAUUAAAUUUUAACAUUAACUGUCAUACAACUGUAAAUAAUAGUUAGUCACUGUUAACAUUAAUUUAAAUGUGUUUGUCACAUGUUACAUGUCACAUGUUAACAUUAACUGUCAUACGUGUGAAAAUAGGUUAACCACCGUUAACAUACAUUUAAAUUAGAUUUUUUAAAGUCACGCUUCUUCCCACCUCCAAAGACAUGCACCUGGGGAUAGGUUGAUUGGCAACACUACAUUGGCCCUAGUGUGUGAAUGUGAGUGUGAAUGUUGUCUGUCUAUCUCUGUUGGCCCUGCGACUUGUCCAGGGUGUACCCCGCCUUUUGCCCGAUUGUAGCUGAGAUAGGCACCAGCGCCCCCCGCGACCCCAAAAGGGAAUAAGCGGUAGAAAAUGGAUGGAUGGAUUUUAACAUUGACUGUCAUAUAAGUGUAAAAAGAAGUUAACCACCGUGAAAAAAAUCCAAGCAUAUGUUGUCAGAAUAAUUGCAUCUAAGUUAUCACAAAACUUUGUGUUUCAAUGAGUUCCCGGCGAGCAGACAAAAGCUGUCUUUGAUCCUAAAGGCUUGUAAAACUACUGGGUACGAUGGGAAGCAUCAUGAAUGCGUCGGUUUCUUUCUUCUAUUGUAAUCAACAGGAAGAUUUUGUCUUGACCCGAGAAUUACAAAGCGCAGAGGAAGCAGGACAAGAUUCCUUUUCUUUGAACUGUUUUACGACCUUUUGUUUGAACAGUUUAGCGGCCAAAGGCAGCACCUGUUUACGACCCCCUUCCCUUGGAAACAGCUGUUGCCAUGUAAUCAGGUCGAAAUAAAAGAGGAGGCGUACAAUCUUUCGUCAGAUUGUGGUGAGACACUGUACAAGGGUACAGGUGUAUGCGCUCUCCUCAUUUGAGCCAAAUUUAAUUCUGUCUCUGUUUAAUUCCUUGCUUCUUGUCUUGUUUAAUAGAUGUCAUCAGUGUUUAAACCUGACUGCUCUGGUCUCACAUAAGGAUGGUCAAUGACAAAAAGCACAUCUCUUCACAAUGUGUGUGCUCAUUUCCAGUAUGACUGAUCUAAUAAUAUGGUCAGAGUUCAGAAGUGUUGCUACAGUGACGUAGCAUCGACAUAAAAUUGCUGAAUUUGUAUUUUGAAAAUAUUUUUCCACUGAAUUGCUAGUUUGGAGUCGAUAAAAGCGAUCAAAUGUAGAUCAAAAGAUGUUAAUUCUGGCUUAACAGAAGAUGUUAGCUUUCUGUUCGCGCCGACGAAGCCAAUCAGUAUCGGUGAUAUCUCAAUAAUUACGGCGAGCGUCUCACCUCUUGAGGUGCAUGUAGAUUCGCCGGAGCGUGUCGGGGUCGCUGUGGGGGUCGUGGAGCUGCACACGGCACGUGAAGCGCAGCUGAUGCUCGUUGAGUCCCAGCUCCUUCAGCGCUUGUUCCGACGACACCAGCUUGAGGCCCUGACGGCGGCACGCGCUCGUUACGUGGAGACGCAAACAUACGUGACUGGCGGGUGUGACGCUUACGUUGUCUUUCAUGAUGAGGGUUCCGUGCAUGACGCGGGGCUUUUUGGGAUCGGGUAAAGAACCUGCAAAAAAAACCAAAAAAAAAACUUGAAUUGUCUUGGAUCCAUCCAUACUUUUUUCUACCGCUUGUCCCUAUUUAUAUACAGUCGUGGUCAAAAGUUUACAUACACUUGUAAAGAACAUGAUGUCAGGGCUGUCUUGAGUUUCCAAUUAUUUUUACAACUCUAAUUUUUUGGUGAUAAAGUGAUUGGAGCA